GGCGCUUUUCAGACCGCCAUGAAAUCGUCAUAACUAGGCUUGACAUUUCGUUGCUCCCUUCACAAACAUGUCGACCCCAUCUAAACCCCCAAAGGCUAUCCUUUUCGACAUAGGCGGUGUAGUGGUUGUCAGCCCUUUCCAAGCGAUCCUCGACUAUGAGAUCGAGAACAAGAUCCCAGUUGGCUAUAUCAACUAUGCGAUUCAAAAAGGACCCCACGACACAGGCGCAUGGCAGCUGAUUGAACGGGGCGAAGUCGAACUCAAUGACGCCUGGUUCGCAUCGUUUAAGCAGCAGCUUUCGCGCCCCGAAGUAUGGUCCGAAUAUCUGCAAAAGCUGUCCAAAAAGCAAAGCGUAGGGGGCGGUCAGGCUGUUGUUGGAGGAACACCGGCAGUGCCCAACAUUGAUGCCAAGAGGCUGUUCUGGCGUAUGAUGAAGAUCAGUCGCACGCCGGAUCCAUACAUGUACCCUGCGCUGCGCAAGCUGGGAGAGAGCGGGAAAUUCGUACUUGGCGCUUUCAGUAAUAAUGUCACAUUUCCCACUGGCAUCCUGGACGAUGAAGGCACCCUUUUCACAAAGGAAAUCGUACAUGCGCCGCCGCCGAAUCCUUACGCAAAUGAUUCUGUAGACAUCACCUCAUUUUUCGACAUCUUCCUCGGCUCGGCUGCCGUUGGUGUACGGAAACCCGAUCCCGAGGCAUACAAACUGGCGGUAAGAGAGAUGGAUAAGAUUGCAAAGAAAAAGGGUAUGGGAGAAGUGACGGCGGGUGAUACGCUCUUCUUGGAUGAUAUUGGAAUCAAUCUAAAGUUUGCGAAGAAGACGGGACUUAGGACUAUCAAGGUCAAUCUAGGCAAGACAAAGCAGGCAGUGAUGGAGUUGGAAGAGGCUGUUGGUAUACCGUUAUUGGAUGAGAAAGCUAAGUUGUGAGAAUGGGUUUGAGCUACCCCAUGAUUCAUGUUUAAUAGCUACAAUUAGAACAUUUGCUCUAGCUGUGUCAUAUCCACUUACAUAUUUUAGGAUGUGUGUCUGCGAACUUGUCAACAAUAUGACUUUUCAAGACUAUUACAUCGCCUGCCAACUUAAUUUGUUUGACAAUCGC
Messenger RNA from Bipolaris sorokiniana ND90Pr, 1097 nucleotides. RefSeq lists its product as uncharacterized. The transcript is spliced from 2 exons. The record is from RefSeq and is a predicted model, not a curated record. The coding region runs from base 68 to 925 and encodes 285 amino acids. Lineage: Eukaryota; Fungi; Ascomycota; Dothideomycetes; Pleosporales; Pleosporaceae.